This is a messenger RNA of Dromaius novaehollandiae (emu), 2281 nucleotides long. RefSeq names its product proline-rich protein 36-like. The record is from RefSeq and is a predicted model, not a curated record. NCBI's taxonomy places the organism in Eukaryota, Metazoa, Chordata, Aves, Casuariiformes, Dromaiidae. The coding region runs from base 1332 to 2243 and encodes 303 amino acids. The transcript is spliced from 4 exons.
GAAAUGAAGAGACAGCGGAGUAUCAUCUAUCCGAGUGGCGCAGUGGGCGCUGAUCUUAACGAGCGGGGGCAGGGGGGCAGUUGCUGUGCAAGUGUUACAAGCAGUGGCUCUUCUUGUGCGCGUCUGAAUUGACUGAGGGGCAGAGCACGGUUGCGCCAAAAACGCGGACGCAGGAGGUUUCCGAGAGGUUGAUCUCUAGCGGCUACUUAGUCUGACUUCCCUUUCGCGGCAAGCCCGACUGUCUUCAUAGCUCCCAGAACAGGGGUUGGGGAAGCGGUGCUUGUGGCUUGCGUAUUCUCGUUUACCUUGCUUGAGUGUGUAUAUUGGAUCCGCUUUUGUGCUUAUAAACAACUUUGGAUUCUUAUGAUUUUCUGCAGAGCUUUGAUCUUUUUCUUUUUUUCUUUUUCUUCUCGGUUUGUUUUUUUUUUUUUUGCUUUGCUCCCUCCCUGAUGGAUUUUACUAUGCCUCCGUCAACGAGCCCUGGCUGGCAAAGUUGCUGUGUCCCAGCGGAGACUCUUAGGCGAGAUGGAGGAGUUCAGAUCCGCAGCCUGCCAGAAGAACGUCGCCCAGGAGGGGUUGCUAGCCUCGAGCUAUAGGCGCUGGCGUUCAGGACCUCGGGGAACGACUGUGUGCUGCCGUGAAGAACUACAGGCUACCGCUGCUCUCGGACCUUUGUAAGUUAUCACGCGUCGAGAGCUUCCAGGAGAAUUCAAAUGCCAGCAGAAAGGUUCUCCGCCCGGUCCCGACGAGGAGGCUUCGGCCACAGGAAGGUCGGCAGCGUCCUUACCGGACUCGCGGAUGGGUCAGCUGUGACCGCACCCGUCUUUGCCUUGCUUCGCUGCCUAGCAGCAACUUGGGACGCCUGAGUAAAAACUGCCGCAGCGCUUAAGGGAGGCUCUGCAUUUGCCCAGGAUGCUGUUCUGAGGGCCAGCAACUCGAAGGAAUGCAGCUCGGCCCUUUUUGUUGACUUUGGUGAUGCUGUUUUGAGGAAGCAUGUAAGUACAGAAGGGGUCUGGGAGGGUUUUCAAACAAGACGGGAAAGAGCAAGGAAGAUUUGAGAGCGUGGAAAAACUAGGUGCCGCGGGUACUGAAGUUGUUACGGGCUGAGGGCGUUUGGCGUUGAGCAUCUGAGAGGGGCUAAUGCACGAGGAAUGGUAAAAUGCUGUGACUGAACGCGAGGUUCCUCCCCGGCCUGGGCCCGUGUGUGCACCCUCGCUCCCACAGACACCCCGGAGCCGUAGGGAAACGGGUGAGCAGGCCCACGAGCGGACUUUGGGCACAGCGGUGCGCAGAGAGCGCUGCGGGCUCAGCCGGUGGGGUGGAGUCGGAGCAUGGCGAGCCAGGCUGUCAGGAUCCAUCCGGUUCCGCUCCCUGCCCCUCUGUCCAGCGCUCCAUCCUUCUCUUUCUUUCCCCGUGGCUCUGUCCAGUGCCCCAUCCCUUUGUUUAGCUACUCGUUCCUCUGCCCAGCUCCCCCAUCCCUCUUGUACUCUUUCCAUCUCUGUGACAAUAUCUGCGUCCAUCUAACUGGCUCUCUAUCGCUCUAUCCAGCUCUUCAUCGUCCUCUUCCUCUUCCUAUCCCAGUACCUGCCCGCUGUCCUUCCGUGCGGCUCCCCAUCCGUCUGCCGCUCUCGUCUGCCUUUCUGCCUGUACUUCUCUUUGCCUUCCCAGCCCUCUGUCCACCCCUCCAGCCAUCUCUCUCUAUUUCCAUCCCUCUGCUCAGCUCCUCAUCCAUCUAUUUGCCUCCCUAUCCCUCUUUUCCCCUGUUUUGUCCCAUCUCUCUGUCUGAAUUGCCCUCCCUCUUUUUCUCUCUCCACCUUUCUGGCCAGCUCUUCGUCGUUCUCGUCCUCUUCCCAUCGCUCCUACUGGCUCCCUGUCCCUCUCUUCCCGUCCCCGUUCCUCUCUCCGGUUCUCCCCCCUUCUCUGUUGCUCCCUCGCCGUUCCUCUGGCCGCCUCGCCUUCCCCAUUUUUCUCUCUUCUGCUCCCCGGUCCUCUGUGCAGCCCUCCCUCCAUCUGUGUGGCCCUCUGUCCCUCUCUUUCUCUUCCUUUGUCCAGUGCCCAGACCCUGGGGCCGGCUCUCUGUCCCUCUCUUUCUUUCUCCCUCCAUCCAUCUGCCAAGCUCUCUGCCCCUCUUUUCUUUUGUUCUCCCCCCUGUCCCCGCGUCCAGGUGGAGGUCUGUCGUUCCUUUGCGUUUUGUCUGGUGCGGCGGGUGGCGAGAGGUGGUCGGCGCUCGGCAGAGAUGGUGAUCGGCAGCGCCCGGAGGGUGUUGUCGGUCGGUCUGGUU